Molecule: messenger RNA, 1288 nt
Organism: Pongo pygmaeus (Bornean orangutan)
Lineage: Eukaryota; Metazoa; Chordata; Mammalia; Primates; Hominidae
Gene: GAMT
Product: guanidinoacetate N-methyltransferase
Exons: 6
Coding region: 70-1089 (339 amino acids)
Biological process (GO): creatine biosynthetic process
Cellular component (GO): cytoplasm; nucleus
Molecular function (GO): guanidinoacetate N-methyltransferase activity
Source: RefSeq, a predicted model, not a curated record
GAAGAUCCUCAGAUUCUGACACCCCAGCGAGGAGGGGGCCUUUCUGCGGUGCUGACAGGUGAGGAAACUAUGGCACGUAAGCGGCAAGGCGGGGAUUCCGGUCCCCGGCCUGCAGGUUCGCGUCCCCGCGCGCGGGGCUGCGGUGCCCGCUCCGCAGAGGGGGCACCGAGGCUCCUUGGGGAGGGGGCGACCGAGGCCCCGACCCCACUCCCGCCACCUCUCGCGUGGCCGCCGCUAGAGGCCGCUCCUGGAGCCGCGCGCGUCCUCUCGCGGGUCCGCCCCCCGGGCCUGUUAGACCCGCCCCCGGCCCACAAGGCCCUGCAUGGAGCGGGCCCGGGCGCGGCGCGAUCGAGGUCGGGUCGCUGUCCACCCUGCAGCAUGAGCGCCCCCAGCGCAACCCCCAUCUUCGCGCCCGGCGAGAACUGCAGCCCCGCGUGGGGGGCGGCGCCCGCGGCCUACGACGCGGCGGACACGCACCUGCGCAUCCUGGGCAAGCCGGUGAUGGAGCGCUGGGAGACCCCCUAUAUGCACGCGCUGGCCGCCGCCGCCUCCUCCAAAGGGGGCCGGGUCCUGGAGGUGGGCUUUGGCAUGGCCAUCGCAGCGUCAAAGGUGCAGGAGGGGCCCAUUGAUGAGCAUUGGAUCAUCGAGUGCAAUGACGGCGUCUUCCAGCGGCUCCAGGACUGGGCCCCGCGGCAGAUACACAAGGUCGUCCCCUUGAAAGGCCUGUGGGAGGAUGUGGCACCCACCCUGCCUGACGGUCACUUUGAUGGGAUCCUGUACGACACGUACCCACUCUCGGAGGAGACCUGGCACACACACCAGUUCAACUUCAUCAAGAACCAUGCCUUUCGCCUGCUGAAGCCGGGGGGCGUCCUCACCUACUGCAACCUCACCUCCUGGGGGGAGCUGAUGAAGUCCAAGUACUCAGACAUCACCAUCAUGUUUGAGGAGACGCAGGUGCCCGCGCUGCUGGAGGCUGGCUUCCAGAGGGAGAACAUCAAUACCGAGGUGAUGGCGCUGGUCCCACCGGCCGACUGCCGCUACUACGCCUUCCCACAGAUGAUCACGCCCCUGGUCACCAAGGGCUGAGCCCCCACCCUGGCCCGGCCACACCCAUGCCCUCCUCCGUGCCUUUCUGGCCGGGAGCCCAGGCUGUCGCACCAGCCCCGGGCUGAUCCCAGCUGUGUGUCACCAGCAGCCUUCCCGGCUUCUCUGUGAGGGUCACUGCUGCCCGCUGCGGAGUGCCUGAGGUGAAGUAAACGCCGGCGCUGGGCUUGGCCAGUCGGCA